CACUAUGCGUAGAUAAAGAAGCAAGCGGCUCAACCAGUUCCCUUUUUUCUUUCCAUUCUUUUCUUCACCUUUGCUCUCUCUCCACAUCGGAGAGAGAGACUCAGGACUGAGGCUGGAUUUUUUUUCUUUCUUUCUGUUUUUCUUUCUUUUUUAAACUCUACUUUGGGAGCUAAUAUUUAAAGUGCCUUCAGGAUAUUUACUUAGCAAAGCAGGAACCGUUCGCCUCUGAGUGCAGCAUGGGGUCUGAUGAUUCGUACAAUUUUGUCUUUAAAGUGGUUUUGAUCGGAGAGUCUGGCGUAGGAAAGAGCAACCUUCUGUCUCGCUUCACCAAGAAUGAGUUCGCCCAUGACAGCCGUACCACCAUCGGUGUCGAGUUCAGCACACGGACCGUGCAGAUUGAUAACCUCACCAUCAAAGCUCAAAUCUGGGACACGGCUGGCCUGGAGCGCUACAGAGCUAUCACCUCAGCGUAUUACAGGGGAGCAGUUGGAGCGCUGCUGGUCUAUGACAUUAGCAAGCACUUGACCUAUGAGAGCGCAGAGAGAUGGCUGAAGGAGCUGUACGACCACGCAGACCCUCAUAUUGUGGUCAUGCUGGUGGGAAACAAAAGCGAUCUGGACACUCUCAGGACUGUACCCACAGAUGAGGCCAGAGACUUUGCAGAAAAGAAAGGUCUGAUGUUCAUGGAGACAUCAGCGUUGGGCUCCACCAAUGUUGAAGCAGCUUUCAGUGAAGUUCUCACAGCGAUCCAUAAGAAGGUGGCCAGCAGAGAGGUGACCCGUGGCUCCAUCAGUGCUGUGACCCUCUCCAGCCCCCUUGGGCCAAGCAGCGAGGCACAGGAGGAGCGCAAAGGCUGCUGCAGGAGCUAAUAACAGACUGCGGCACCUCCCCAGAAAGAUCUGCUGUGUACAUACUGAAGCAUCACCAUGCUUGACUGUCAUUCAAGCGAGGCUUCUGCUUGACACUGAGCUCUCAGUGUUCAGGCGUCUUUCAGUAUACCAUCUGUACAGUAUCUAAUUUACUGAAUAAGUGUUGCAAAUGGUAAUUCACUUUCAUGUUUUAUACAUAUUUCUUUUGAUGGCUGACGGGCAAUUUCUGCAUUAGAUGACAUUUUUUCCUUUAUGUUUCUAGAAAUACUUUGUAAUUUUGUAUUGCUUUUAUAAAGGAAUCCAGAGGGAA
Molecule: messenger RNA, 1179 nt
Organism: Maylandia zebra (zebra mbuna)
Lineage: Eukaryota; Metazoa; Chordata; Actinopteri; Cichliformes; Cichlidae
Product: ras-related protein Rab-25
Molecular function (GO): GTP binding; GTPase activity
Source: RefSeq, a predicted model, not a curated record